Messenger RNA from Pyricularia oryzae 70-15, 5415 nucleotides. RefSeq lists its product as uncharacterized. Gene Ontology annotation, molecular function: RNA cap binding. Gene Ontology annotation, cellular component: cytosol; cytoplasmic stress granule. The record is from RefSeq and is a predicted model, not a curated record. NCBI's taxonomy places the organism in Eukaryota, Fungi, Ascomycota, Sordariomycetes, Magnaporthales, Pyriculariaceae. Bases 1077 to 3899 code for a protein of 940 amino acids. Gene Ontology annotation, biological process: mRNA stabilization; positive regulation of translation. The transcript has 2 exons.
AAAAAAAAAAAAAAAGAAGAGGAAGAAGAAGAAAAAAAGCGUCUCCUUUCAUAGGUACGCUACACAGUAAUAGAGGGGCAUUCGAUCAGGGUUUUGUUGACUGGUAGUUUCUCCGAAGGCCGCUAGCAAAUAACCGCACGAUCUACCUAUAUUCGCGCAAAAGCCAGCGGCGGGCACUGCAUCCACCAAAAGGACCCCACAGUUACGAGACUCCGUCGAAGCAGCGCACCAUUAUUACGCCAAAAUUUUAGGUACCACUACUGCCAACCUGCCGACCGCCCAACCCAACUCCAAGUUCCGGUGCAGGGAAGAAAAAAAAAAAAAACUUUUUGCCCACACAAACCCUCACACGCCUUUUGUGGGAGUUGCACCCAAAGUCAACUUGCGCAGACUUUUUCCCCUCCUCGCUUCCUUGUGUUUAUUCAUUUAGGAUUCGGAGAAGAAAUAAAGUGAGGUAUCAUUUUCCUCUCCGCUACCCGACAGGACUUGACGCAGUACCUAGUCUUGCCUACCGACUGUCUUCCAGACUCGCGGCACGGUCGCUUUGCGUUCCCAUCAGCUGUCUGCAGACUAACGGAGAAAGGACUUGCUGCACCACGUCCUUUCAAGUUGUUCCUCGUGCUUUUUACCGCGGACCUCCAACAAUCAACACACCUCACCUCUUCCUCCUCCGUUCCCCUGACGAAAUCGAUAUCGUUCGACCGACGAUCGAGUUCCCCUCGCCUGUCUUUUUCGCACGCGGAACGGGCGGCCUUUGUCCUCGGCUUUUCCCGACCGUUUGGAUUGGGUUUCAGUCUCGGCGGAAGCCCUCGCGGAAACAUCCUUCGAUCGAUCGGCCCUUCCGAGUCGCGACUUUUAAUCCAGCGACUGCAGUCUCUUGCUUGCUAUAUCUGGUUCAGACUUAAUCCCGAUAACUCGGGGAAUUUAUCCUCUGCCUCUCCGGACGAUUGCUGGGGAGGCAUCCCAACCCUUGGGGCCGAGGCACACAGAUUAUCGUUGGUGCCUUGAGUUGCGCAAAUUCACUUCUGAAACUUUCUUCUUCUUUUUUCUCACUCCCCCGAGUGAUUUGAUUCGUCAUGGCUUCCACAUUGACGAAGCCCGCCUCGUCUGCGGAUACGCCUGCGAGCGCUCCCGCGUUCUCAUAUGCACAGGCUGCCCGUGGUCAGGUCGCGACUCCCGCGACUACUCCACAGCCAGAAAGCUCUGCACCGCCCUCGACGACGAAUACAGUCGGCUCGUCGGUCACCUCAUCUGUUGCGUCAGACGUGCAAGACAUUCCCAAAGCCCUCCAGGAUUCUACAGAUCUCUCAACCGUCAAAGUUACAGACUCGGAGCUGAGCUCCGUGGUAGGGUCAACCACCCAGGAAUCUCGUGACGAUGCGGUUUCUGUCGCUGGAUCGCAGUCCCAGCCUGCGGCCAAGGGGUCUGAGACAAGAAGACCUCGCAAGGGCAAGAAGGGCAAGAAUCAAGACAAGACCAAGGAGGAUGAACAGGACCGGGCGAAGGAGAACCUGAAGACGGUUGAGCAGGUCAAGGUCCAAUUGUCCGAAGCUCCCAUCCCCUCCGUCAAUGUGUGGCAGGAGCGUGCCAAACAGAACCCGGCGCCGCAAAAGUCGGUUGCGAGCACAACCACUGCGACCACGCCCGAGGCUAAGAAAGCAGAAAACGGACCAGCAGUCCGGGUGCCGAAGAAGCCAUUGGAAUCAUCUCGCAAUGCUGUUACUCCAAACGAAUCACGUAGGACGGCCCCUCGAGGUAGCCGGGUGCAGGCGGAAAACCCUCCUUCAGUCCAGGAUCCCACUUUGUGGCCCUCAAUAGAGCUUGCGGCCGUGGAUGAUGGCAAGAGUAAACCCACUGAGAAGCCUGCAGUCUCAGAGAAGCCUGACGAAGCUUCGGCAUCCUCAAAACCGAAGAAGGAGUGGACUCAUUUUCCUAUUACACCGACAUAUACAUACGAAACACAGUUCAGCCAGCAUGCUAAACAGCCGCGACCUCGUGGCGGAGCUCGUGGUGGUCGCGAACCUGGAAGCACCCGUGGAGGACACGCAUCUGCAUCUGGUCCUUCCGAAGACAAGGAGCCCGCCAGUGCAACUGCAGUGUCAACCAAGGGCCAGACAGAGUCGAAGGAACGGCCACGAGAUGCUGCAGCUCCCCAUGCCAGGCAGACGUCGCAGGCGCCUACAGUCCCCAAGCGAGGGGGUAUGGAUACCUCGGCACGUGAGCCGCGCAAGGCCGCUGGCGCAUCGCCGGCGGACAAGGCCAAGGGCGAGCAUGCUGCAACAUCAUACCCAGCCAAGGGAGAUGCUCCGACUCGGGGCUCGCGGGCAGAGCUUACCAACGGAGACCACGCUCCAGCGGAUCGUCGUAAGCACUCUGGUGAGAGGAACCACGCCAGGGGCCACGAUGGUAACGGCGAGAAUGGCCACCAUUCAGUUCGGGAAGGUCGCAGUGAACGUGGCCGUGGCGGAUAUCGUGGCCGCGGAGGCGGCGCUGGUCACAACGGGGCCGGCCACCACCAGCAGGGCAACUUUGGGCCCAAUGGACAGCGAUACAUGGGCGGCGCAAAUGGAAUGGGUUCCCAGCCUUUCAACCCAGCCUCUAACCAGUUUCAGUACUCGGGUCAUGGAAACGGCCGCAAGUUCCCCUCCCGUGCUCAAACUGGGCCCGCUCACAAUGGACAGCGCGCGCACAACGGGGCAAACAUGGCUGGCAGGAUGCCUUCUCUGCCGGUUACAACCUCGAACCAAGAAUAUUCCAUGCAGGCGUACCCCCCGGUGUACCCCGCCCCACACUAUGGCGAUGAGCUUAUUGUUCAAGGCCUGAAGGCUCAAAUCGAGUUUUACCUCAGUCUUGACAAUCUUGCCGGAGACCUUUACCUGCGCCAAAGGAUGGACUCUCAAGGUUUUGUGCGUCUCACCACUAUCGCCGGUUUCCGCCGUGUUGAGAGCCUCUCUCCCCGCUUUGACUUCAUUCAGGCGGCAUGCGCCCAGUCGCAAGAGAUCGAUUACGUUACUGGCGACGACGGUACUGAGCGUGUACGAUCUCGUCAUGAUAUGACGCCGUACAUCCUGGAGUAUAGCCGUCGCGCCGAAGAAGGCAAAUCAAACGGGCCGGCCAGCGUCAUCUACCACAACAUUGAUCGGCACACGCACCCAAUUCCCUAUGGAAAUGGCUACCCUCACCACAUGUACACGUCGUCCCCCACCAACUAUCACACGGAGUUCCCAAACGCGAGUGCCAACUCGGCCGUGGAUCCGCACGCUUACUCAAUGUACCCUGUCAAUGGCUCGCAGUAUGGACAUGGACCAGUCAUGAAUGGACACUAUCCCGUAAAUGGUCAUCAGCUGUCGGCGACCGUUCCCGACUUUUCACCAGUGUCUCAGCAGCGACCAAGCAUUGAGGAGUUCCAGCAGUUCAAGGACAGCGACAUUGAGAAUUUGACUGUCAUGGUUGCGGAUAACAAGCCGCGUGUGUCGGUCAAGGGAGCUGCAGACGAAAACCUGGCGAAUGGCUCAGCAAACCACGGCUCAAGUUCUGAGGGUGCAAAUGAAGCCAACAAGACCAACUACCCCGCUUUUCACUCGCAGGCUCUUGAGCAACGCAAGAAGAGCGCGCCAGGGGAGACUUGCCCCGACAUGCACAACCUUUAUAGGUUCUGGGUGGACUUUUUGUCCAACUCUUUCAACAACAAGCUCUAUACCGAGUUCCGUCAACUUGCUCUGGAUGAUGGUGCCAAGCAGCCGCCGAGCCCUGCUGGUGUGAGGUAUCUCCUGGGCUUCUACGAGAAUCUUGUCAAUAGCAGGCGACCGUAUCCCGCAGUGCUCGACUCUCAUUACCACGAGGCACGGAAGGUUUCUGAUGCCCUUUCCAGUGUUACCAACGGGGAGGUGCAUGCAUAGGCACAUCACAUCACAUGACAUUGUUUAUGAGUUGUGUUUACUCGUUCCUGUGGCGGAGACGAAGUCGGAUGUGUUUGAUUUUUCUACAUCUGAGAAACGCCGUUCAUGGCCACUGGCGAGACAUACCGAGAGCCUUGGCUUGCUGGCCGUCUUGGUCUAUUCUCUGCCCAUCCAAAUAUAACUCCAGGGUUCACACCAACGUUUUUUUUUUGCGUUGGGAUAUCAUCCUAUCGACUUCUCAAGAGGGAACUCUGUGGGCUUUCCCUCGGUUUUUCACGAUGUGAAAAGACAUGACUUGCGGUAGACGACUGGGAUGAGGCGACAACGCGGGCACGGUCAUGUCUACUGGGCUGUGUUUUUUUGUUGUUUUUUUUUGGCUACAAACCUUGAUGGUUCAGCCUUACGAAGAACUGCUGCUCGAGAUUCCAUGGAUUUUAUUCCCUUUGCCCUGGCACAAAGCUUGUGGGCUUGAUCUUUUUUUUUCAAGAUUUUGGAACAUACGGAACUACAUAUCUAUUUGGGUGGGCCAGAGGUACCGUGGUGUCCACGCCGUGGCCACCCGAUACUAUAUGGGGUGGGGAAGACUGAUAUAUCUUCACGAGAGUCACGACCCGUUGCCCAUAGCCGCAGCCCUGUAUCCAGCUCAAUUGCAGGACAUUGCUCGGUCUCAAUUUGGUGCCAUACAAAUCUCACAUCUAUCUCGAAUAGCCCGUCUUGCGGACUGGUUUCGAUACCCUUGCGGCUAGAGGAGGGCACAGUUUGUUGUGCUCUGCUGCAAAGCGACUUUUGCGUUAGGGCUGGGAUUAUUUUUUUUGGUGUCUUUUUUUUUUCUGAUGUUUUCUGCUCUUCAAUCUCCAAUUUGCUACAGCAGUACCCCUCAAGCUGCGGUUGUUCCAUGGAGAUUCUCGGCUUGGCAACGUCUUACCAUUCCAGGCAUACCAUUUAGCACCGGUUUACUUCUCAUGUUUCGCACACAAGACAACUCACCGCUCAAACCCUUUUUCCUUUUAUGAAAAACCGCGGUUCUCAUCACCUGUAGCGGGGACUAAUACUCGGCUGUUUUUGUUGUUUUCGCAGUACCAGGCACAACUUGCAUUUUAAAAGAAAAGGGUUCUUUUACUAUUGGGAGUGGGAGGAUUGUGGUAUUGAUUUCUUGCUCAUAAACUUAUGUUCUCUAUGGCCAGAGACUGUUUGCAUCAGGCAAUCAAAACGGUUCGUUUUCUUUUUUUUCACCAUACAUAAAAAAGUUGGAGAGACGGGCGCUUCAGUUUGCACUCUUUUUCAUUUGGUUCUUGUUAUCUUGUCUUGAUCAUCUCUUGUCAAAAUACAUCCCCGGAAAAGACAAAAAAGACCGAAUCUGAUAGUUUGGUUUGCUGGCACCCUCUGUACAUUAUACGUCUCAAUAAACCCCUCGACCUAUGUAAAUAUCGGUAUGUGGCCUACCCACACCCGAGUUCGAUUUAUUCGCCGAUUGGUUCUAGUCGUGUGUAAUAGUAUACUGCUUAUAGAGGCCGGG